Cebus imitator (Panamanian white-faced capuchin) is the source of this 2124-nucleotide messenger RNA. It is a transcript of the gene PVRIG, whose product is annotated as PVR related immunoglobulin domain containing. Gene Ontology annotation, biological process: negative regulation of T cell receptor signaling pathway. Gene Ontology annotation, molecular function: signaling receptor activity. Gene Ontology annotation, cellular component: plasma membrane. NCBI's taxonomy places the organism in Eukaryota, Metazoa, Chordata, Mammalia, Primates, Cebidae. The record is from RefSeq and is a predicted model, not a curated record. The transcript is spliced from 5 exons. Bases 955 to 1875 code for a protein of 306 amino acids.
CGCAAUGUGAGGUAGGAGGUAAGGGAAGGUAGGGAUGAUAGGGGGCAUCAGCUCUGGGUGUCAUGGACUGUGAGAGUCAAGAAAGGGAAUGGCCUGUCUGACUUGGGUUCGAAAGGGUCCCACUGGCCAUUGCAGUGUGAACCAGCCAGGCCAAUUCUGCAUUGUUCCUGCUCUUCCAGGCAGUAGAAGAUUACGCCCAGAGUCAGAAGGGGGUGGGGGUGGGGUGGGAAGAACUGGUCCUUUAGUGAGGGUGUGAGGCCAACAGGAUUUCCUGGCAUGUUGGAGGUGAAAGGGAAGAGGCACAGGUGGCUGUGCUUUGGGCCACAGCAGCCAGAAGCCAGUUGCCAUUGCUUUUGACGAGAGAGAGAGUGUGUGUGGGGCACAGCCCAGAGUGGAGUGUGUUUAGGGUAGAUCAGGAGGUAUAAGUGGGCAGUGGGCAAGCCAGGCUGGGGGUUGUGGGAGAGGCCUGGGUUGCAGGUGUAAGCGUGGGACCCAUGUCAGGUUGGUGGUAGGUCACGAACGCUGGGCUGGCUGUCAGGUCCUUCCUGCUGGCUUCCCACUCCCAGAGGCUUUCUCCUUCCAGAUUCUUAAGCUGGGUGAGGGGCAGGACAGAGCCCUUUCCUAGGGAAGCCUGGCACCCCUCACUGUCCAGGAAAGGGGAGUCCUUCUAACUUCUGGCAGCUUCUCUGCCCCUCCCCUGGCCUAGUCAGGGCUGGGUUCUCACCCACCUGUGCCACCUUGCCUUGUCACCCAGAAGCACAGCCUUGGGGACCAAGCGGGCCCUCACUGUCCCUUUAAGAAGGGAAUCAGCCACCUUGUGUUCACCACCUCUGAGGAAGGUGUGAGAGGAGAGAAGGAAGUGGCUGUUUGGCUGCUGACAACAUGAAGACUUCCUGCGCUGAGAACAGAGGCCCAGGUGCCCUGUAGCCCCCAGAACCUGGACUGGAAGGAGCCAUGGGGCACCGGACCCUGGCCCUGCCCUGGAUGCUGCUGACCCUGUGUGUCACUGUGGGGACCCCAGAGGUGUGGGUGCAAGUUCAGAUGGAGGCCACUGAGCUCUCAUCCUUCAUUGUCCGUUGUGGGUUCCUGGGAUCUGGCUCCAUCUCCCUGGUGACUGUGAGCUGGGGGGGGCCCGAUGGUGCCGGGGGGACCAGGCUGGCUGUGUUGCACCCAGAACUUGGCACCCGGCAGUGGGCUCCUGCCCACCAGGCCCGCUGGGAAACCCACAGCAGCGUCUCUCUCACCUUGGAAGGGCCUGGGGCUGGUAGCCCCUCUGCCAACACCACCUUCUGCUGCAAGUUUGCGUCCUUCCCCGAGGGCUCCUGGGAGGGCUGUGGGAGCCUCCCGCCCAGCUCAGACCCAGGGCUCUCUGCCCCGCCAACUCCUGCCCCUAUUCUGCGGGCAGACCUGGCUGGGAUCUUGGGGAUCUCAGGAGUCCUCCUCUUUGGCUGUGGCUACCUUCUUCACCUGCUGCACCGACAGAAGCACUGGCCUGUCCCUAGGCUCCAGCCACCCCACACGAGCCCCCAGUCACCGAGAUCACGAGCAUGGGCACCCAGCCAGGCCUCCCAGGAUGCUCUCCAUGUCCCUUGUACCACUAUAAACACCAGCUUCUGCCCAGCUACUUUGGACAUGGCUCACCCCCACGGGGGGCCAUCCUGGUGGGGAUCGUUCCCCACCCACACUGCACACCAGCCCCAGACCCCUGCAGCCUGGGCCUCCACAGCCUUCCCUGCACGUGGCAGCUUUGUCUCCGUUGAGAAUGGACUCUACGCUCAGGCAGGAGAGAGGCCGCCCCACACAUGUCCCAGCCUCACUCUCUUCCCUGACGCUCGGGGGCCCAGGGCCAUGGAGGGAGACUUAGGAGUUCAGUGAGAGAGACCAUGAGGCUGCUAGGCUUUCCCCCUCUCAGGCCUCCUGGGUGCCAUCCACUUACUUUAUUCUUGGGCCUCCAAUAAGUGUCCCACGGGUACCUGACCGGGCCCACCUGCUGCGGAUGUGGUCUGUGUGCACGUGUGGGGGUGUGGGCACAGGCAUGUAUAAGUGACAGAACCCCAUUCCAGUUGUUUCCUGCUGUGACACUUCCCCAACCCCUGUAACUAAGACAGCAACACAGUUCCUCUG